UAUUUUGAGUAUUGAGUUGCCUAUAUCGAGAGCGUGAGUCUCUCGUGUGGCAGCUCGUGCACCUUGCCGUCUCUGCAGGCCGUCAGACACAGUGCGAAACACGAUCGUGACAGGGAUGAUGUCACAUUUUACUAUCUGGAAAAUUUCUAAAUCAGUCUAACCUCCGGCCGCCCAACGAAAGCGACUCGCAGACUCGCAUCUUCGGCAAGUGUUGAUGGCAAUUGCGAGCAGAGAACGCAUCGCGUAGACACGGACACAUCAAUUUACACAACAGCGAUCAGCAGCAGGGCGAUUCAAAAUGCAAGUGUUCCUACGAUCGCCGAAUUUGCGCAACGGACAUUACGGCAUCAUAAAAAAAUGUUCGCUGCAUUGCAAUGUAAUCACCUGCCCAUCACUAAACAAGUCAUUUGAGUUCAACAAAGAGCACCCGGCUUCAAAAUCCAACACUUUGUCGCGACCCCAGCCGCUACUUUCGUUCCUUCUGCGGCCUAACACGUUACCAUUGUCGGUGCGCCACAUAUCCACCACACCGAUUCGAUAUGAUGAGCCUUUGAAGCCUUCCUCGAAAGUGGAAGCAACAGUAAAGGCAAUCAAAGAAAAAGCAGAAAAGGAAGCCGCUGCUGUGCCAGCUGAAACACCUCCCAAAGCUGUGGUGAAAAAGAGUAUAAAAGAUAAAGUCCUGGACGAACUGCGUCACUACUAUCAUGGAUUCAGGCUGCUUUUCAUUGACAUACGAAUUUCGUACGGAUUACUAUGGCGAGUACUCAAUGGUAACACAUUAACACGUCGAGAAUAUCGCUUGUUAAUGCGCACUGUGGGUGACAUGUUCCGCCUGGUACCAUUUUCUGUUUUCCUCAUCGUACCCUUCAUGGAAUUCUUGCUGCCGUUUUUUAUAAAAUUCUUCCCUGGUAUGCUGCCGUCCACUUUUCAGUCUGCGACCGAGAAAGAGGAUAAACUCAAGCAGAGCUUGAAAGUUAAGCUGGAAAUGGCGAAAUUCUUACAGCAGACUUUGGAUGACAUGUCCGUGCAGCACAAGGACCAUAAUUCACAACAAGCGAAGGAAUUCUCUGAGUGGUUUAACAAGGUGCGCACCUCUGGAGAACAAGUAUCCAACGAGGAAAUCCUCAAAUUCUCUAAACUGUUUCAAGAUGAAAUCACGCUUGAUUCACUAUCAAGAAAUCAACUGGUUGCACUCUGUCGUGUGCUUGAGGUGCAGACUCUCGGCACUAAUAAUUUACUUCGUUUUCAAUUGAGGAUGAAGUUAAGAUCAUUAGCAGCCGAUGAUAAAAUGAUCCAGAAAGAAGGCGUGGAUUCUCUCAGCUUGUGGGAGGUGCAACAGGCGUGUCGUGCACGUGGCAUGCGUGCAUUUGGCGUCACAGAAGCGAGGUUACGUGCGCAGCUUCAGGAUUGGUUGGAUUUGAGCUUAAAUGAAAAAGUACCGCCAUCUUUACUGCUACUUUCACGCGCAUUGAUGUUACCAGAGACAAUUCCUACCAGUGAUAAACUUAAAGCGACUAUCAGCGCACUACCGGAUACUAUUGUAACACAGACCAAACAUGCGAUUGGCGAGAGUGAAGGUAAAAUCGACAACAAGGUACAACUGGAGGUUAUUAUGGAAGAGGCUAGGAAAAUUAAGGAAGAACGCAAGGAAUUGGGUGAGGAUAUUCUCGCGAUUGCCGAGAGACAAAUCCGUGAGAAAGAAUUACUCAAGGAUACUGCACCCAUAUUGACAGAUGAGUCAGGCGUGAAAGAUCCGCAUGUAGCACAACACUCAACUGUCAAGGAAAGUCACACACCUCCUCCGAAGUUAGAAGUGUUGCAUACCAAGGAUGUCGAGGCUUUGGAAGACGCGCUGGACGCGAUUUCCAAGGAGAAGAAACCGAUUGUUGAAAAGGCUGAGAUUGAAGAGUUGAAGGAGCAAAUGGCUGACUACACUGAAGAUGUACAGGAUUUGAAAAAGGCUGCGUUACCUGAUAUCAAAGAAACAAAAGCAGCGAAGAGGUUGUUUAAUCGCGUGACGAAGAUGAUCAGCGGUAUGGAUGAAGUGUUGCGUGAGUUGGAGAAGAAAGAAGCAAAACUUAAGAAGGAUAUGGACGUGGCUAAAGGUGCCAAGGAGGAGGAGCUGCUGAAAAUCGACGAGAUCAUGGCGGCCAUUAAGAAGAUUCAAAAAGUACCUGAUGAUUCGCGAUUGAAGCAAAUCGAGACGGUUUUGAGUAAAAUUGACGUCGAUCGGGAUGGAUCCAUUAAAGUUGAGGAUGUACUUAAGGUGAUUGAAAUUAUCGGUAAAGAGAAUGUACAGCUAAGUUCCAAGCAGGUAGAUGAACUUUUGGAGCUGCUCGACAAGGAGGAAAUCCUUGAAGUCGAAGACAAGAUUGAGAAAGCUCUCAAACGCGAAAUCGAAGCGAAAAUGAGCGCUGUCGCGCAUCCUGACGCUGGUGUGGUACCACCCCCAUCGGUGGCUACACCCACAACAACCACACCUUCUGAUUCCACCACUAGCACUACCACAGCAGCUCCCAAGGCUGACGAAACGAAAAAGACGAGUACAGCGGAUCCGAACGACGCCUCUAAAAAAGGAAGAGAUCCACGAUGAUAACGAUUGACGCGUGUGCCGACGUUUGUAAUUGUUAUUGAGUACACGAAUGUGAUGGCUGCGCCAAACAAACAAAAACUAAGUGCGAGACUAAUCAGCGCACGCGCUGCACACACAUACACUAAGAAACUUUACAAUAAAAUAAACAGAUGUAUAUUUAUAAUGUGUUGGGGGUUGCAGAAUAAUGUGUUGGUUCGAUUACGAAUGGUUCUAUUUUGUAAUAUUGAUUUUUGUCUGUGAGAUGGGUCUCUGGUGGUGUAAACCAAUUUUUGUAAAUAAUUUAGUAGCGAAAAUAAUUGAAUAUGGAACAACAUGUGUUGCAUACAUUA
Molecule: messenger RNA, 2922 nt
Organism: Dalotia coriaria
Lineage: Eukaryota; Metazoa; Arthropoda; Insecta; Coleoptera; Staphylinidae
Gene: Letm1
Product: Leucine zipper and EF-hand containing transmembrane protein 1
Exons: 4
Coding region: 299-2593 (764 amino acids)
Biological process (GO): intracellular monoatomic cation homeostasis
Cellular component (GO): mitochondrial inner membrane
Molecular function (GO): calcium ion binding; ribosome binding
Source: RefSeq, a predicted model, not a curated record